UUAUAGUUUGCGAUCAGUGCAGUUGAUAAAUGGAGGAUUUGUGUUUGUCAAGGUAGUUUUGUUUACGCGUAAAUUUUCAUUCGGUAUCAACACAUCGUGCGUUUUGUGUGUGCUAAGAGGUAGAUGAAGGAUUUAAAAUGUCUCGCAACCAUAAAGACAAGUAUGAAAACUCCAACCCACGACGUACACAUACUUUUAUGUCUACGGAGGAUGCAAAUUCUGGAAAAAAAUCUUAUUGGCCAGAGUUGGAGAUAACAGGCAGUAUAAGAAAUUUAAGCCCAAAUUUAUGGCAACUAACUCAUCUAACAGCUUUGUAUCUCAAUGAUAAUAGUUUACAAAGGAUACCAUCUGAGAUUGGACGUUUAGUCAAUUUACGUGCUUUAGAUCUCAGUAGCAAUAAAUUACGCAGUUUACCAGCUGAAUUGGGGGACCUCAUCUAUCUCAGAGAAUUGUUAUUAAACCAAAAUUACCUCCGAGUGUUACCAUAUGAAUUAGGAAAAUUGUUUCAAUUACAAGUGCUUGGACUUCAAGGUAAUCCACUCAGCAAGGAAAUAUUGGCGUUGUAUGGAGAACCAUCAGGGACUCACAAGCUGCUAUCAUAUAUGCUGGACAAUUUACAAGGUAAGCUUUCUAAAACCAGAAUAUUAAUGAUUGAAUUCGUGUCCGCAAAGAUUGAUACGGUGAGUAAGCAAGUUUUACAGGAUGUAUAUAAUUUGAAAAAAUGUGAGGGAACAAUUACGUUUUUAAUCAAGUUAUUUCUAUCGUGUUUAAAUUUCUUGCGAUCUAGUUUAAAUUAUUUUAUUUUCUAUUGCCUUUCACGUUUAAGCUUUUACAUGUACAUUACUAUUAUCGAUUAUUCUUGA
Molecule: messenger RNA, 863 nt
Organism: Apis laboriosa (Himalayan honeybee)
Lineage: Eukaryota; Metazoa; Arthropoda; Insecta; Hymenoptera; Apidae
Product: CCR4-NOT transcription complex subunit 6-like
Exons: 4
Coding region: 138-863 (241 amino acids)
Molecular function (GO): protein binding
Source: RefSeq, a predicted model, not a curated record